CGAUCCCCCGUGUAAGAGUGAGGUGGAGGAGGACAUCCCAGUCCAUAUGACCACAGAAAAUCCCAGUAAGAACUCUGAAGGAACCUUCGUGUUAUCACUAGAUUAUAACGUAGAAGAUGAAGAUAUCGAGCAGCGAUCUUCAGGGGAAAACAUCAAUACCUCUAAUGUGCAUCCAGUACUUCACAGUACAGAUCUGUCAUAUAAUCCUCCUAAUCAUGAGGAACCUUCUCCUAACCAAUCACAGAUUGUUACCACAAGUACCGGGCAGAAAGGCGGUAAAAGGUUUCAAUGUGGUGAAUGUGGAAAACAGUUUACAAACAGCUCAAAUCUGUAUAAACACAGAAGAAUUCAUACAGGGGAGAAGCCAUAUUCAUGUUCGCAAUGUGGGAAAUGUUUUCGAGAAACAUCAAGUCUUGUUAGACAUGAAAGAAUUCACACAGGAGAGAAACCAUAUUCGUGCACAGAAUGUGCAAAACAUUUUACAAAUAAAUCAGAUCUUAUGGCACAUGAGAAAAUUCACACAGGAGAGAAGCCGUAUUCAUGUUCAGAAUGUGGUAAAUGUUUUACAAAUAAAUCAGACGUUGUAAAACAUCAGAGAAUUCACACAGGUGAAAAGCCAUUUUCUUGUUCCAAGUGUGGAAAAUGUUCUACAAAUAAAUCAGAUCUUUUAAAGCAUGAGAGAGUUCACAUAGGAGAGAAACCAUUUGAAUGUUCAGAAUGUGCGAAAAGUUUUAUGAAUAAAUCAGAUCUUGUUACACAUCAAAGAAGUCACACUGGAGAGAAGCCAUAUUCAUGUUCACUAUGUUGGAGGAGUUUUACAAAUAAAUCAAGUCUUGUUAAACAUAAGAGAAUUCACACAGGAGAGAAGCCAUAUUCAUGUUCAGAAUGUGGAAGAUGUUUCACCAAUAAAUCAACUCUGGUUACACACCAUAGAAGUCACACAGGAGAGAAGCCGUAUUCAUGUUCAGAAUGUGGGAAAUAUUUUAUGUAUAAAUCAGAUCUUGUUGUACAUCAGAGAAUUCACACUGGAGAAAAACCAUAUCUGUGUUCACUAUGUGGGAAAUAUUUUACAAAUAGGUCAAGUCUUGUUGCUCAUGAGAAAAAUCACACAGGUGAAAGACUAUUUCUGUGUUCGCUAUGUGGUAAAUAUUUUACAAAUAAGUCAAGUCUCGUUAAACAUGGGAAAAUACACACAGGAGAGAAGCCAUAUUCAUGUUCCGUAUGUAGAAAAUGUUUUAUAGAUAAAUCACAUCUUGCUAUGCAUGAGAGAAUUCACACCGGAGAAAAGCCAUUUUCUUGUCCCGAACGUGGGAAGUGUUUUAUUGCUAAAGCCAAACUUCGAGAUCAUCAGAGAAUUCACACAGGAGAGAAACUAGUUUGAUGUUAUUUAUAUGGAAAAUGUUUUUCAAGGAAUUCAAAUUUUAAAACUCAUCAGAGAAUUCACACCGAGAAGACUUUUUGUUUGUAAUGUGGAAAAUCCUAUAAAAUCAUAAAAUAUGUUUAACCUGUCAGAUUAUUCUCAGGCCUUAAACAGUCAACAAAAUUGUUUAUUUGGGGGUGGAAUUAGCUUGGAUUUGCAGCCAAAUGAUAUCUUCCUCCAUGGAUCCUGGUCACUGGAUCCUCAGAUAAAGUAUGGUGGAUAUAAGGAAGAAUAGAAGAGCCAGAGCUGUAUUUACUGUCAGAACAGUGAAGAUGAAUUGUCCCCAUGAACCAUGAAGGAGGAAAGACUCCCCAUGUAGACUUUUCAUCUUCAUUCUUACAGUACAGAAAGAUCAAGAUGAUGGAAAAAAAAUUAACAAAAUUAAUAAAUUAGAAUUUGCUA
Bufo gargarizans (Asiatic toad) is the source of this 1822-nucleotide messenger RNA. RefSeq names its product zinc finger protein OZF-like. Gene Ontology annotation, molecular function: DNA-binding transcription factor activity, RNA polymerase II-specific; RNA polymerase II cis-regulatory region sequence-specific DNA binding. The record is from RefSeq and is a predicted model, not a curated record. The transcript has 2 exons. NCBI's taxonomy places the organism in Eukaryota, Metazoa, Chordata, Amphibia, Anura, Bufonidae. Gene Ontology annotation, biological process: central nervous system development; regulation of transcription by RNA polymerase II. Gene Ontology annotation, cellular component: nucleus. Bases 47 to 1381 code for a protein of 444 amino acids.